AUGAGGGCAUUCAGUGCUAAGUUAGUCCCAGUACUCGGGGUUUCCCGCGUUAUUGGUGGAAGUUCUAAUGGUAUCAACACUGUUAGAGUGUUUAUUCAAAGUGUGCGUUACUACAAUGACCGUAGAUCUGACAACCGCUACAAUGACCGUAAUGUAGACAAUUACAAUGACCGUAAACCAGAUAAUUACACUAAUCGUCACUACACUAUGAGAAACAGCAGGAGCAGAUCCCGUGAUAAUGUGUACCUGAGGGAUGCUGAUUACAAGCGUCCGGAACGUCAUAUUGAUUUAAAGACAUUUGAUGAAGAAGAGAACUACCAGAAUGUGAGCAUUAAAUCUAUGGUUGAUGAAGGUUUGCUUGACAAGCCUAUCCUGCGCGCUUUUGAGGGUUUAGGCUAUAAGCAGCUUUCGCCUGUCCAGCAGCGCGCUAUUAAGCCUUCUUUGAAGUCUUCAGAAGACCUGGUUGUGCGUGCCAAGACCGGUACCGGUAAGACAAUGGCUUUUUUGAUUCCUAUUAUGCAGAAGCUUCUCAAUGCAGGAAGAGGUCCCAGGAAGACCCAUGGUAGCGUUAAAGCUGUGAUUAUUGCUCCAACAAGAGAUUUGGCCUUACAAAUAGAGUCUGAAAUACAUAAGUUGCAGGAUCAGAGCCGUGAGCUUUCCUACCUCUCCACCGUUUCUUGUGUCGGUGGAACCAGUAUGAGAAUGAAUGUGACUAGAUUGCAAUCGAUGAGGCCGGAUAUUGUGGUUGGAACUCCAGGUAGAUUGUUAGAUUUAUUGCAAAACUAUGAAAAGUUCUUCACAAACGUUGACAUAAAGGUGUUGGAUGAGGCCGACACUUUGUUAGAAAUUGGGUUCAAGUCUGAGCUUGAGACGAUAUCAGAGAGGCUAAAUGAACUGAAUCAGGAGGGAAAGAAACACAUAAGAACUAUGCUGUACUCUGCUACUUUGUCAGAAAAAGUUGAGUCAUUGGCCGGAAAUAUUAUUAACAAGGACACAUGUUAUUACAUUAAUACUGUCAGUAAGGAAGACUCUCAAUCACAUGAAAAAAUUAAUCAGAGCUUAGUUCUUUCUGAAGACUUUGCUUCGAGUUUAGUUGCAGUAGUAAAGGAGCUCAACGACUUGGUUGCUACUGGUAAGCAAGUAAAGGCAAUGUUGUUUUUGCCAACAGUUAAAAUGGUCUCCCUAUACAGUUCCAUGCUUGAGCGUGUGCUCCCAAAUUUAAGAGUUUUGGAAAUGCACGGCAAGUUGUCUAUGAAUCGUAGAGAGAGAAUUGUAAGGGACUUUAAGAGGUUAUCCAACGGUGUUUUUGUUACUACUGAUGUUGGAGCAAGAGGAAUGGAUUUCCCAAACGUUACUCAUGUUUUACAACUCGGUGUUCCAACGCAAGUCGAAAACUACGUGCAUAGAAUUGGUAGAACUGCUAGAGCAGGUAAGGAUGGUGAGGCUAUUAUGUUCUUGAUGGAGGAUGAAUUGCAUUUCUUGGACAUUUUGAAAAGGGAAUCUAAAACCGUUAUUAAAAAUCAGAGGAAGUUUGUGCUUGAGAAUGAAAUAGCUGCUAGUACUUUUGACAACCUAAAGGAAAUCCGUAAUGAUCUGGAAGCCAGUAUUUUGAGUGUCUUAUCUCACUAUAGAAGUCGUGCAAGCAUUUAUAAUUUCCCUUUCGAUGUUUACAAAAACAUUGCAUCCUCAUACGGUAAGAUUCUAGGUGAUGAAUCCAAAAAAAUCAUAGUUAAAGGAAGAGAUAUCAGUAAUUUCAUUUCUUCGAAUGAUAUGAGAUAUGCCCAUGACAUAUUUGAAAUUGUUGGUAGUCUCAAUGGUGGUUCUUACAAAAACAAAAGCAAUUCAAAUAGAAGACGUUCAGGUGGAAAUGUUCGCCGUUGGUGA
This is a messenger RNA of Eremothecium sinecaudum, 1884 nucleotides long. It is a transcript of the gene MSS116, whose product is annotated as ATP-dependent RNA helicase. The record is from RefSeq and is a predicted model, not a curated record. Gene Ontology annotation, molecular function: nucleic acid binding; ATP binding. Gene Ontology annotation, cellular component: mitochondrion. The coding region runs from base 1 to 1884 and encodes 627 amino acids. The transcript has a single exon. NCBI's taxonomy places the organism in Eukaryota, Fungi, Ascomycota, Saccharomycetes, Saccharomycetales, Saccharomycetaceae.